Branchiostoma belcheri (Belcher's lancelet) is the source of this 4219-nucleotide messenger RNA. Its product is annotated as multiple epidermal growth factor-like domains protein 11. Bases 5 to 2284 code for a protein of 759 amino acids. The record is from RefSeq and is a predicted model, not a curated record. NCBI's taxonomy places the organism in Eukaryota, Metazoa, Chordata, Leptocardii, Amphioxiformes, Branchiostomatidae. Gene Ontology annotation, molecular function: protein binding; scavenger receptor activity. The transcript is spliced from 19 exons.
CAGCAUGAAGACCUUACUGCUGUUGGUGACUGUUACCACCUUCUGUCUGACAAGAAUAGAAGCCGAUCUGUCGCCUGGCAGUCCUAACGUCUGCUUGGUCCAUGACACGGUGCUGGUGAGCAGACGUGUCUCUGCAACCAAACCGUAUGAACAAGUCUACUACACCUCCUGUACAGACAUUAUCAACCUCUUCCGAUGUACACGCAGAAGGACCAUGUACAGAGUACAGUAUGAGUCCAAAUGGAUAUCCCAGGUGCAGGCUGUAUACAGGUGCUGUGCAGGCUAUGUUGAAGUAGGCAGUUACUGUCAAGCUGUAUGCCAGCCACAGUGUGUCCAUGGGAUCUGCCAGUCACCGAACCAGUGUUCCUGCGAGGCUGGGUGGAGGGGGGACACUUGCAGUAGUGCCUGUGACAACUCGCACUACGGCCCCCACUGUCUGCAGCAGUGCCUGUGUUUUAACAACGCUACAUGUAACCCUGUGGAUGGUUCAUGUGCCUGUCUACCUGGACAUUACGGAGACCACUGUGAGUUCUUCUGUCCGGCGGGUACGUACGGGGAAAGCUGUCGUCAGACCUGCCAAUGUCAGAACGGGGCUACCUGUGAUCCUGUCACAGGGGCUUGUAGCUGCAGUGCUGGAUUCACUGGGCCAUACUGUGAGCAGCGUUGCAGUCCUGGUUUCCAUGGAGACCAGUGUGCGCAGGAGUGUCAGUGUCAAAACGGCGCCACGUGCCACCAUAUCCACGGGCUGUGCGAAUGUCGAGCCGGCUUUACUAAUGAGGUGUGUGGUGAGCCAUGUCCUGAGGGUACGUACGGUAUCAACUGUUCCGGUACGUGUAACUGUCACAACGGAGCUGUCUGUAACGUCACUACAGGACAGUGUAGCUGUCCACCUGGAUACUCGGGAGAAAGAUGUGAGAAGGAGUGUGAUGUGGGUUUCUAUGGCCCUAACUGCCUGAAACAGUGCAGCUGUGAGACCAGUCCCUGUAACCCACGUACCGGGGUCUGCCAGUGUCUGCCUGGGUACAGGGGGAAAAGGUGUCAACAUGAGUGUCAGGAUGGGUACUAUGGACUGAACUGUAGUCACAGGUGCACCUGUCGGAAUGGGGGCACCUGUUCACCUUUUGAUGGCAGCUGCAGGUGUCCAAGGGGUUUCAAAGGAGAGGACUGUGAAGAUGUUUGUCCCCAGGGUAUGUUUGGAGAUGGGUGCCGGUACCCGUGUGACUGUGCUAACAGAGCACAGUGUGACCCUGUCUCAGGGGUCUGUAACUGUUCUAGGGGAUGGAGAGGGCCUACAUGUUCAGAAAGUUGUGACCAUGGCCACUAUGGUAAAGACUGUAAGGAGCAGUGUCUGUGUGAGAAUGAUGCAAGUUGUGACCCUGUGAACGGAGACUGUUACUGUAAGGCUGGCUACAUGGGGAGGUUCUGUGAUCAAGAAUGUUCCCCAGGGUACUAUGGCCUGUACUGCAAACAACAGUGUCUCCACUGUGACAAUGGUACUACAUGUGACAGGGUGACAGGAGCUUGUUAUCCCUCAGUGCUAUCAGGAAGAACAGGAGAUAAGGUGGAGAGUCUGGACCCUGCUGGUGCGGGGAAGCACAUCGCCCUGAUCAUCGGAGUGGUCAUUAUGGUCAUCCUACUGGUCUUACUCAUCAUGGUGGUGGUGUGGUACCGGCGCAGACUCCGCGAGGAGAAACAGAAGAGACUCAACGGGCUCCCGUCUGUCGUUUACCAAGCUACCACCAGACCAAAUGACUACACAAAUGCAGAUGACAUUGUCGCGGCGGCCGUUACGGACACGAAAUCGCCCCCAGACCUUCCCAACCCGCUGUACCGGAAUCAACCAGCUCACGGCGGGCGCCCCGUCCCCACUGCGCCCCCCAACAUGACCAACAACGUCCUCUUCACGUCCUUCAAGAACCUGGAGAUGGAGAAACUUGGUGCGGUGGGCGGAGCGGAGGAACACGUGUACGCAGAGGCCGACGACUACAAGAUAAACAGGGACCCUAACGAGCUAGGAGCCUGUGGUGGCAGUGAUCCUCGAUAUGAAGACAUGAGGACCAAACUAACAAAUAAAGGAAAAGGAGUUUUCCUACCGCUGAGCACACACAGUGACUCUGAUGAUGAGAGCUACAGCAGUCCUGAGUCUCCCAUCUUACUGGACAACCCUUAUGAGAACGACACCUUCGGUUCCGCAGAAAACAUUGACGCACACAUCUACGAUACAAUACCACAGAGAGCUCCCUACACCAUCCCUCUACCCGAUAGAAUAGCCUCUAGUUGCUAGAUAUGCUAGUCUCCAAGCAGAUCUUUCAGUGGCCACAAAAGACAGUAAAAUAUGUUAGGUAUUUCCUAAAUGCAGAUCUUUCAGUGGCCGCAAAAGACAGUAUCAAAUUGGCCAGGUAGUAUCCAUUGGCCAGACAGUAUCCAUGCAUUGGCCACCCAACGUUCGGUGGCUAAUGGACACUCUUCUGGCCAAUGGUUACUGCCUUGCCACCGUAUGAUCUGCUUGGAGAUUAAGAUAUAAGGCAGUAUUAUGGAGAAAAACGAGAUUAAGCAUUUAUGUCCUUUGUUGCCAGUUAGAAAUACUAGUAGCACUUCGACAGAAUGUACUGUGCCUGUGUGAAACUUGGAUUUUUCACAGUUCUCUUUGGAUGUCUGGUCAACGUUGCAUUAAAAUUUUGCCUGUUACAGAUGUCAUCUUUUCUGACACAACAUUUCUAAACUAUAGGUGGGUUGUCAUCCUUAAAUAUGCCAAGGAACAAUGCACAAUACAUUACAGAUUUCACACAGGCGUAGUACAUUUUGCUGAUGUGCUGUAAGAAAUAUACCUGUUAUGUGAUACCCAACUUUUUUAAAACUUCACACCAGUUUAAAGUCUUACAUUUCCUUCUGCUGAAUCAAACUCAAGAGUUUAAGCUACGUGCUUAAACUGAAAAUUCGCUUUUGGCUCAUGAAAUACUCAUCUAACAUUUGUCUGGCUCUGUCUAUUGUAUAAGGAAAAACUAAUUUAAGAUACUGAAAACUAUGAAAGGUGUACAUAACAUCAGCAGUUUUCAUAAUUAAAAAGAAAACAUAGUUACCUAGAAAAAAUACUGAAGUAUUGUUUUAUAUUCUCAUUGAUAGAGUCACCAAUCUUAAAGAUUGGAAAAUUAUGAUACUUCAGUAAAGUUAAGAGACAAUUUCUCCACUUUUUGUUAUGUCUCUGAGUGUACAGUUUUUUCUGAAUGUAAAUAGAUGGAUUUGUCUUGUUGCAACGUUCAUAAAUAUCUUCAACAGUUCAGAUUUCUUCCGCAGUUUGCAGAAAUAACAAUUGUCACUCUGCUAUACUGGUUUAAAGAUUUAAAAAAUCAAGUGAGGAUGCUCAUAUUGUACUUGAUGCCAACAAGCCCCACCUUUUGAUAAUUCUUUGAAAAAAAAAACACAAAUUCUAACAAUUACAAUAAUCAGCAUAAGGCUUGCAUAGAUCUGUACAUUGUUUAUAUCUCAAAACAUAAACAGUUAGACGAAAGUGUACAUGUUGCAAUAUUGUAACCGGUAUGUUGCCUGAGGUAUGAAUUCAGUAACAAUUUAAGUCUAGUUUUCUGAAAAUUGCCAAUAGCUUCUGGCCCAACCACUUGUGGAUACAGAUACAUUUAGUACCGUAUAAGUUAAAGCUGUACAGGCAUAGCUGAAGUGUAGUACUAUACGAAGUGACGUUGUAGUUGAAGUGUCAAACUUUAGAAUAGUAUUCAAGUUGAUAUAGACCAUGGGAACAUAAUGGUAAAUUUGAAGCAGCAAAACUAUAAAAUCAUGAACAGCAAGAAAAAUGUAGAACACACUGUCACAGACUUUUGAACUUCUAUGUUCUUGUCAGAUUACUAACUAUCAAUGACUUGUUGCCUUAAAAUGUAUCAUUUUAAUCUCAACUUCAACACGUAUAGUUCCAUGUACAAUGUAUCAUAAUUAUGUUGUAUUACCACUUUGAAACUAGACGAAAUUACUUUUUCCAUUGUAAAUUGAAGUAUAGUUUUAUAAGCCCUUGUUUCAUUUGUAACAAUUUAGAGGUAAGAAUUUGUCAAAGAGGUUGAUUUGUACAAAUUUUCGACAUUUUCUGACAGUUUUCAAAGACCUACAAAAGUUUCCUACUUUUUGCAAGAGAAAAACUUGACUAGUGCCAUACUGAACACAGUAACAUCAAAACUUGAAAGUGUUUGUAUAUAAUAUUUAUUUUGUAUAUUGA